UGGUUCCCUGCGGUCCGAGGUGCCGUCCCAUGGGAUGGGGAGAUGGGAAUCGCGGGAUUUUAGGGAGGGACAGAGUUAAAGGCGGGGAAGGAGGCUUUCCUCCUGGCACGUGGCUCCAUGUCAGCCAGCAGAGGCAACGCAGGGAAAGAGCAGGAGGAAUUCACCGGGAGCAGGGAGACGCUGCUUAGAGGGAAACCGGUGUUUGGAUCCUGGCAGCCAAGCUGAUCCCGGGCAGCAGAGCCGGUGGCGGUGCCGGCGGACGUGCUGACCAUGUUCAACGGGGAUGCCAGCUCCUCAUCCGCCAGGAAUGUGGUGCGCAGCUCCAGCAUCAGCGGCGAGAUGUACAACCUGGAGAAGAGCGCGCGCGGCAGCGCCGACUCCGUCACCGUCACCGCCAGCAAGAAGCGACGCUCCAGCCUGGGCGCCAAGAUGGUGGCGAUCGUGGGGCUGUCCCAGUGGAGCAAGAGCACCCUGCAGCUCAACCAGACUGAGGGAGGCCCCAAAAAGCUGCGCAGCACCAUCCGCAGGAGCACCGAGACCGGCAUCGCGGUGGAGAUGAGGACCAGGGUGACCCGGCAGGGCAGCCGGGAAUCCACGGACGGCAGCACCAACAGCAACAGCUCCGACGGCACGUUCAUCUUCCCCACCACCCGGCUGGGAGCAGAGAGCCAGUUCAGCGAUUUCCUCGACGGGCUGGGGCCGGGGCAGCUCGUGGGGCGGCAGACCCUGGCAACCCCCCCGAUGGGUGAUGUCCACGUCAGCAUGGCUGACCGCAACGGGCAGCUGGAGGUGGACGUGAUCCAGGCCAGGGGACUCAUCCCAAAGAUGGGCUCCAAGUGCAUCCCUGCCACCUAUGUGAAGGUUUACCUGCUGGAAAACGGCGUCUGCCUGGCCAAGAAGAAGACCAAGGUGGUGAAGAAAACCUGUGACCCCUCGUACCAGCAGCCCCUGCUCUUUGAGGAGAGUCCCCAGGGCAAAGUCCUGCAGGUGAUCGUCUGGGGCGAUUACGGGCGCAUGGACCACAAGUGCUUCAUGGGGAUGGCCCAGAUCAUCCUGGAGGAGCUGGAUCUCUCCAGUGCUGUCUCGGGCUGGUACAAACUCUUCCCAACCUCCUCCCUGGCCGACUCCAGCAUCGGACCCCUGACCCGCCGCCUCUCCCAGUCCUCCCUGGAGAGCUCCACCAGCCCCUCCUGCCCAUAGAGGCUGGGAUUGGGAAGG
This is a messenger RNA of Poecile atricapillus (Black-capped chickadee), 1218 nucleotides long. It is a transcript of the gene RIMS3, whose product is annotated as regulating synaptic membrane exocytosis 3. Gene Ontology annotation, cellular component: presynaptic membrane; cytoskeleton of presynaptic active zone. Gene Ontology annotation, biological process: calcium ion-regulated exocytosis of neurotransmitter; regulation of membrane potential; regulation of synaptic plasticity. The coding region runs from base 271 to 1200 and encodes 309 amino acids. The record is from RefSeq and is a predicted model, not a curated record. Gene Ontology annotation, molecular function: small GTPase binding; transmembrane transporter binding. The transcript has 7 exons. Lineage: Eukaryota; Metazoa; Chordata; Aves; Passeriformes; Paridae.